GCACCAACUCUCCCCCUCUCUCUCUCUGUCAAUCUCAUCUACACACAGAGCAUUGAGAAUUAUCAGCAACUCCCUCUCUCAAAGCACCGAAAGAAUGGAAGGAGAUGCUGUUGCCGCCGUUCUUCAAGUUCUAGUUCAAAACCUCAUCGACCACUCCAAAAACGAGAUCGCUCUCAUCCGAGGUCUCGACAAAGAAGCAGCAAAGCUAGCUGAGAGACUGGAUGCCCUCCAGCAAUACUUGAACGACGCAGAGGCGGGUAACAUCACCGGCAAUGCAGUCAAAAACUGGCUGAGCAGGCUUGAAAACGUGGCGUUCGAUGCUGACAAUGUUUUGGAUGAGCUCAACUAUCAUCAUCUCUCCAAAGACAUUAAGCACAACAAACCCAUGAAGGAGAAGGUAUUAUCAUUCUUCUCAUCCUUCAAUUCUGUUGUACGCCCGCGAAAUAUGGCUUUUAGAAUCCAAGAAAUCAAUGUGAGUUUGGACUCACUUGACAACGAGGCAGCCAGGCUUGGCCUCAUGAAGAGGCCUGCCUCCGGUGAGCCCACUUUGGAUGAUACUGUUAAUUUUGAAACCGAUGCAUUCACUUCUAUUCCAAUUUUUAUUGGAAGAGAAGUUGUGAUGUCGGAAAUAGUUGAGAUGCUUGCAACUAGUAUCAAAACUGAUCAACGUCCCAUUUCCAUCCUUACCAUUGUUGGAAUGGGCGGGUUGGGGAAGACGACGUUGACUAGGAAAGUCUUCGAUCAUAUGAAGACAGAGAAGCGUCUAUUUGGAUCUCAUAUUUGGGUGCAUGUCUCCCAAAAGUUUGAUCUAAUCACUCUUUUGAAGAAAAUCCUCAAAGAGUUGACUACUGAGGUAGCUGAGACUAAGCAAGAUAUUUUAAAAAAGAUUCAAGAAGCAUUGAAAGAUAAAACUUAUCUGCUUGUUCUGGAUGAUGUCUGGAAUGAUCGUCUUCCCGUUUGGGAAGAUUUUAUCAAUUCAUUGUCCGGAGUUACUUCUAUGAAGGGAAAUGCGAUUGUUGUCACCACCAGAAAUAUGGAGGUAGCUUCAAUUGUGAAUUCACUUCAUACACAUGAGUUGAAAGGAUUAUCAGAUUAUGAUUGUUGGUCAAUAAUCAAGGCGAAGAGGCUCGAAGAUGUUGAGGCUGCGUCGGAACUUGAGACCAUCGGCAAAAAGAUUGCAACGAAGUGUCAAGGUUCGCCGUUAGCUGCCAACAUAGUUGGGGGACUUCUGCGUGAUAAAUCGGAAGAAGAAUGGGUCUCAAUUGAAGAGAAUUGGCUUUCACGUGAUCAAGCAGAUAGCAUCACAAAAAUUUUGAGGUUGAGCUUCAACAACUUGUCUUCACCGUCGCUUAAGAAGUGCUUUGCAUACCUUUCAUUGAUUCCGAAAGGUUAUGCAAUCAUGAAACAACAAGUGAUUGAGUUUUGGAUGGCCGAAGGAUUUCUUCAAGCUGAUGGGAGCAAUGAGAUGGAGUCCGUGGGCGACAAAUUUAUCAACAUUCUUCUACAAAGCUCUUUGCUGCAAGUUUGUGGUAGAGAUGAGUUGGGAAAUGUUGACACUUGCAUAAUUCACGACCUUGUCCACGAUCUCGCCUCUUCUAUUUUAGAUUCAUCCAACAAUACAAAUAGCAGCAGCCGAGUUCGAUAUAUGCUUGUCGACGACGAUAGAUGGAGAGAGGAAUCACGUCGUGUAAAUAUCCCAAAAGAAAAGGCAAGACAUUUGCGUACAUUAUUGUUCGCAGGUGAAGUUUCGAGUAACAUGUUUUCAGACUUCGAGUGUCUGCACGUCUUAUGUCUCAAAGGUUUUGUAAUGAAAGAGCUGUCAAGUUCAAUUAAGAAGUUGAUUCAUUUGAGACAUCUUGAUAUCUCGGAUACAAAAAUCCAAUAUUUGCCGGACUGGAUUGGUGAACUCCUUCACUUGCUAACGCUGAGAGCAUUCAUAAGUGAGUUGAAGAAGCUCCCAAGUACAAUUAAGUACUUGAUGAAGUUGAGGCAUGUUUGUAUUGACUUCAAUACGGAUUUGCCAGCUGAGAUUGGAAAAUUGACUUCGCUCCAAACCCUAAAUAGUUUUAGAGUAAGCGAUGAUAAAAAUGGCUGCAAAAUUGAAGAGCUCGGGAGUUUGAAUAGUCUCACAGGAAAUCUAUUUAUUUGGAACCUCGAAAUGGUUCGUGACAAGGAAGAGGCUGAGAGAGCAAAACUAUGUCAAAAAUCAAAGCUAUCAGACUUGAGUUUGGAAUGGACUAAAGGUGAAAUAAACCAUGAGAAUGUGUUGGAAGGCCUUCAACCUCACUCAAAUCUGAAGAAGUUGUCGAUUGUGGGAUAUAAUGCCAAAAGAUUUCCAUUAUGGACACUGAAAAUGGCAGUGAGAUAUGGGCCUCAAGGCUCUUGGAUAGGACUUAACAAGUUGAUAUCAGUAGAACUCAGUGCUUGCCAAGAAUGUGAAGAUAUCCCGAUGCUGGGCCACUUGCCAAAUCUCAAGUCUCUUCAGCUGCAGGUCUUGAUCAAUGUCAAGUCUAUAAAUUCUUCAUUCUACGGGAUUGAGAAGGAAACGCGCAUUGUUUUUCCAGCACUUGAAAAACUCAAAUUUUUUGAUAUGCGCAAGCUGACAGAGUGGGCAGAAGCAGAAUUUGAGGGUACAAUUGAAGUAAAGGUAUUUCCCAACCUCCGACUUCUGGAUAUCUUUCAUUGCGAUCAAUUGAUGGGUACUCCAACUCAUUUGUCGUCAUCAUGCCUUAUGGAUUUGAGUAUUAUAAGAUGCAGUUGCACGGUUUUGGCAAGCAUUUUCUGGAUCGAAUUGACGAUGCUUACACGCAUAUUUCUAGAAGAAAUUGAUGACCUGGUAUGUCUCCCAGAUUGGUUGUUCUAUAGCAAUCCGAAUCUGUCGGAGCUGAACAUAAAGAAGUGCCCCAAUUUGAGAGACUUACCGGGCGGUCUAAGCACCCUCAAAUCUCUGGAGAAGUUGAUCAUAUGGAAUUGUCCCAAUCUGGAAAGAAUAGGAGAUAUUGGCAAAGAACAGUCACCAUCACAACUACAAGGAUCCCUUCGGCAUUUCGAGAUUUAUGAAUGCCAAUCACUGGUGUAUUUCCCGUUUGAAAUAAUAGGAUAUGCGCUGGAGGAACUGCAGUUGGAGACCUUAGACAGCCUAGGAAAUCUCCCCAGUGUGAUCGACAGCCUUGUAAAAUCACCUCGUCUAACAAAAUUGACAAUUCUUCGUGUUCCUAAUUUUAUGGCCACUUGUCGUGUUGAGACUUGGCCCUUUCGCAGCUUACAAGAGUUACAUGUGGAUGCUAGUAAGGGGGGCUCAGGCUCAAUGGAGACUGUUGAUGGGUUUCUGCAAGCAUGCUGCAACUCACUUAUUCAUACGUUAACUUUGUGUGGGAUGGAAAGCUGGGAAUGUUUGCCGGAAUCAAUGAAACAUCUCUCUACUUGCACUUCAUUAGCUUUGAUCAAUUUCGGAAUGGAAGAGUUACCUGAAUGGUUUGGGAACUUUUCAUCUCUGCGGUCGUUGUCUUUAUACAACUGCAAUCGUUUAAGGCGUCUACCCUCCUUUAUGCCGCGCCUCUUCAGAUUAGAGCAGUUGACCAUUGAAGGCUGCCCAGAAUUACGUUUUCAACAGCAAGUUGAUGCAGCUGAUCCUGCAUGGCGCAGGAGCAUUUCCCGUAUCGGAGACAUCACCGUUGAUGGCUCCAAAUACAAUCCCGUUAUCCCUCAAGAAAGUAGAACGAGGAAACAGUUGUGUUUGGGAUGCCUCUAAUGAAUUAGGAGGUGAAGAAGGGAGGAAAGCACUAUCCAUUUGCAGCAAGUUGAUGACUUGCUCAACCUUUCUUCAUCAACUUCACAAUUAAUGGUAAGAAACGUGAUGUUGGUGAACCAAUUUUGCUGUCCCAUUUUUCACUCGUAUGGUACAAUAGAUGAUUUUGUUUUUCCUUUGGGUCAGGUGUUUGUUGACAGAAUGUUCUAUGUUCUUUGGUCUUGUGGGUUCUUUUUCUUUUUCGUAUUUAUAAUUAUACGAGUACUCUUUCUUAUUCUCUCUCGGUGUUUUUCCCAAUGGGUUUUCGUCUUGUGAAGUUUAGUGAUGCUCGGCCCAUGAGUGAUUGAUUUUCUGAUCUUGUGUGUUUCCUUUUCUCUUCCGUCUAUGUAUUUAGAUGAACGAGUACUCUUUUUUCUCUUGGUGUUCUUCCAUUGAGUUUCCGUCUUGAGAGGUUUUAAUGAGGCUCGGCUUUUGAGUGAUCGAGUUGUGAUCUCCUCGAGUUUAUGUUAGGUUUAUGUUCUCUCUGUCUUAAUUUUUUUUUUCAAUAAAAUAACCAUAAUUCAUUCAUUCAUGUUUUAACAUAUGAGUUAUGGUUUUGUGCUAUGUUUUUCAGUAGUAGGUGAGCUAGUAGCUGAGAUUUGGGGGUAUCGUCUCGUUGGUUGCUCCGCGGUGGGUCUUCUUGGCUCCCUGUCAUGACCGCCGGCGUUGAGUUGAUUGUUCGUUCACUGCUUGGCUGUUCCAGCGAUGUUUCUUUGUUCGUUUGGUUUUCUUGCGCCGGGGGUGUCGGGGCUUGCAACGGGGGCGAUGGUCAUGCCGGAGUUCUGUUUGCAGUUGCUGUUAUUUUUCUGUUUCUUUCUAGAUAGACACUUUUUUCAUUCUCGUAAUUUUUCCCUACGAGUUUUAUUUGGGAAGAUUUUAAUGAGGUCUGGCCCUCAGUCAACGUUUUUGUGCUCUCGAUGGGUUUGGUUUAGGUUUUUUUGCUUUUCGUUCUAAUAAAUUUUAAUUCAGCUAUGUUUUCAAGUAGCUUUCGAGAUAAUAAAUUGCAAAAUAAUAGGUUUGGGGUUUGUUUUCA
This is a messenger RNA of Salvia miltiorrhiza (redroot sage), 4820 nucleotides long. Its product is annotated as putative disease resistance protein RGA4. The coding region runs from base 95 to 3751 and encodes 1218 amino acids. Lineage: Eukaryota; Viridiplantae; Streptophyta; Magnoliopsida; Lamiales; Lamiaceae. Gene Ontology annotation, molecular function: ADP binding. The record is from RefSeq and is a predicted model, not a curated record. The transcript has 3 exons. Gene Ontology annotation, biological process: defense response to other organism.